AUGACCUGGAGUCAGGGCCAAAGUGACAUCGCAUCAGGAGAGGCGGAAGGCGCUGCCAGCCCGGGGUCUCUGGAGGACCGAGCAGCAGCGUUUGCCAUCGAGCAAGAGGGCAGGGACCCCGGGCUGGGGUACUGCGGAGGCCUGGCCGGGAGGAGUGAGGCUCCUGGGGGCCCCCCCGCUGGGGAGGUCGGCCGGGCCGCUGCGAGGGCCCCGGAACUGAGUGAUCUCGGCAGGACUGUGCCUGGGUGUCCAGCCCGGACAGCGGGAAGAGGCCUCCUCUCGCAGGACAGUGGCCGAUAA
Messenger RNA from Rangifer tarandus platyrhynchus (Svalbard reindeer), 300 nucleotides. NCBI's taxonomy places the organism in Eukaryota, Metazoa, Chordata, Mammalia, Artiodactyla, Cervidae. The record is from the annotation of a GenBank genome assembly.